Messenger RNA from Haliotis rubra (blacklip abalone), 1333 nucleotides. RefSeq names its product protein TASOR-like. Gene Ontology annotation, biological process: negative regulation of gene expression, epigenetic. Lineage: Eukaryota; Metazoa; Mollusca; Gastropoda; Lepetellida; Haliotidae. The transcript is spliced from 9 exons. Gene Ontology annotation, cellular component: nucleoplasm. The record is from RefSeq and is a predicted model, not a curated record. Bases 45 to 1112 code for a protein of 355 amino acids.
GUCAACAAACGACAGACGGCAUUAGGAUGGCCUGUCUCUAAAAAAUGGCGAAUGUGUUUGAUAUUUUCAAUGUCAAGCCCCAAAGCGAAAUUGACAGCGGCAUUAAAUCUCAAGGGGAGUCAGUGUCAUUCAAAACUUCUGAAUUGAACUGUCAGAAGAGGGUUCUAAGUCAAGACAGCACGGAAGCAGACAUUUUUGAAAACAAACAUGGCGCGAAGGUACCCGGAAAUGAUACAUUGGAGGAAGAACAAAAAUCAAUCAGAAUGGACAACAUACCUUCCUUUGUCAUUCCCAAGCUGAAGAGGAAGGAAGAAGAUUUGUUGACUGAAAUUGGCAAAGAUUCCCAUGAAUUCCAACAGGAGAUAUUACCAGCCAUCAGGAAGAGUUACCGUUGUUCUUCGUCACUCAACAGAUUCUCUUAUUACAGGAUACGAACUGUUCACAGUGCUGACCUGACACAAGCUUAUCUGGAGAAACGUCGAGAGCUGAAACAAGCAGGAUACUCAGACAGAGAUGUUGCUGAUAGCUAUGCAUUCCUCCUUGUGGAGAGUGAGGCAGAGGUGGAGACAAUAUGCAAGGACGGGGUGAAGAUAGGAAAUCUCACUACAUCCUGUUUGGGAGACCCAGACAUGGGUGUGCAGUUGAGCAAGCAUGCAGAUGUGCUACGUCCCACAUCCAUCCCUGUCCGCAGCAAGGGGAUUAUCAUCAUGUUUAAAGUGAUGAAGGGUCACGUGAAGCCAGUGUUUGAGAACCGCGGUAUGCCCUACUUAGAACCUACUCCCAACCACGAGUGUCACGUUUCCAAGGCAAAUCCGCAAGAUGGGAAUACAGUCACUCUCACACAGCUGUUUGAAACAUCACAGCUGUACUUGUAUGAAUACGGAGACCUGACGGUGGAGCAGCGGCCACGCCACAUCUGUCCCUUCGCAGUCAUGUCCUUCAACUACAAGGAUGAUGUCAAGAAGAUAAAGCCCAUAGAAGUCCCAAUUGUCAGCCCCAAGUUGUCAAGCCCUAAGGUAUUCAGCCCUAAGCUGACAAGUCCCCCCUGCCUACAUCAGCCCUACCUCGAGACCUCCGUCAUCCUCGUCGCCGUACCGGGAGUCGUCAGAUGAGGAGUACGCCACAUGGAGCGGACGUCUCAGUGUCAAGGGGCUGUUCACCUGCAAAGUGGAGAUGUUCUCUACAGCAGCCUGCAUCAAACCUGUCAAACUAGGUACCACCCUGAAUGUGACAAAGAAGUGCAGCUUGCCGCUCGCUCAGAGCAAGUACUUCGGCCAGCUGAGCAGCUUGAGGAAGAACGGGGAAGUGUACUGGCGUGGGAAUUACAUCAACG